AUGAAGUUCUUCGCCAUUGCUCUCGCUACUGCCGUCUCUUCGGUCUUCGCCCUUAACUCUUUCACCGCUCCUCUCGGCAAUGAAACCCUCACUGCCGGCGGUGAGUACAUUAUCCGUUGGAACAAUACUGGCGCUGGUGAUACUGUCGACCUCCUCCUCAAGAAGGGAAGUGCUGACAAUCUUCAAACCGCUCUCACCAUUGCCUCCUCUCUCGCUAACAAUGGUGCCGUCAGAUGGCACCUCCCCGAUGACCUUGUCACUGGCUCUGACUAUGCUCUCGAAAUUGUUGACGACGCUUCUGGUGACAUUAACUACUCUCCCUUCUUCGCCAUUGAUGGUGUGACCCCCUCUUCUACCUCUUCUGUCGCUUCCUCUACUGUUGUCUCUUCUUCUUCUGCUUCCAAGUCUGCCUCUGCCUCUGCCUCUGCCUCUGCCUCUGCCUCUGCUUCCAAGUCUGCUUCUUCCGCUGCUUCUUCUGCUGAGUCCUCUGCUGAGUCUUCCGCCUCCGCCUCUGCCUCCGCCUCUGCCUCCGCCUCCGCCUCUGCUUCUGCUUCCGCAUCUGCUGAGUCCUCUGCUGAGUCCUCCGCUGAGUCCUCCGCUGAGUCUUCCGCUGAGUCCUCCGCUGAGUCUUCCGCUGAGUCUUCCGCUGUCUCUUCCUCUGCUUCCGCUGCAGUCAACUCUACUGUCAUUGCAACCACCUCUGUUGCUGCUACUUCUUCUGAGGAACAGACUUCUUCUGCCAUUGCCUCUUCCUUUGCCAACUCUACUAUUGCCACUACUACCAAGACUGGCUCUGCCUCUAAGUCUGCUUCUGGCUCUGGCUCUGAAUCUGCUUCUGCCACUGGCUCUGAAUCUGCUUCUGAGUCUGCUUCUGCUUCUGCUUCCAAGUCUGCCUCAGCUUCUGCUUCUGCUUCCAAGUCUGCCUCAGCUUCCCACUCUGCUUCUGGCUCUGCUGCUGCCUCCUCUUCUGUUGCCACCAAUGGUGCUUCUUUUGUCUCUUACUCUUCUCUUGUCCUUGCUGGUGGUAUUUCUGCUGCCAUCUUCAUGGCUCUCUAA
Magnusiomyces paraingens is the source of this 1056-nucleotide messenger RNA. RefSeq lists its product as uncharacterized. Lineage: Eukaryota; Fungi; Ascomycota; Dipodascomycetes; Dipodascales; Dipodascaceae. The transcript has a single exon. The record is from RefSeq and is a predicted model, not a curated record. The coding region runs from base 1 to 1056 and encodes 351 amino acids.